This is a messenger RNA of Anopheles cruzii, 1380 nucleotides long. Its product is annotated as ornithine decarboxylase-like. Gene Ontology annotation, molecular function: ornithine decarboxylase activity. Lineage: Eukaryota; Metazoa; Arthropoda; Insecta; Diptera; Culicidae. Gene Ontology annotation, cellular component: cytoplasm. The transcript is spliced from 2 exons. The record is from RefSeq and is a predicted model, not a curated record. Bases 1 to 1347 code for a protein of 448 amino acids.
AUGGACCCGAGCUCGGAACCCCCGUACGGUAACGUUUCCGUGCUGCCGUGCGUGAACACUGACGGUGUUUCGAAGGAAAUUGAUCGAAUUGUCGCAUCCGGGCCACGGGAGCACCCGCUCCACGUGCUCGAUCUGGACAAUGUGGUCCGCAAGCACGUCAACUGGCUGCGUAAGAUGCCACGCGUGACCCCGUUCUACGCCGUCAAGUGUAACGACGAUCCGGCCAUCCUCGCUACACUGGCGCGGCUUGGGACCGGCUUCGAUUGUGCCUCGGAAACCGAGAUACGCACCAUCCUGGAGCUGGGCGUCAGCCCCGAACGGAUCCUGUUCGCCCAUCCGAUCAAAUCGCUUCCAUCACUGGCGUUCGCCCGAUCGCACGGCAUCCGCCGCAUGACGUUCGACAACGGGCCGGAACUGGAGAAGGUAGCCCGAGAGUAUCCCGAGGCGCAGCUGAUUCUACGCAUCCGCCAUGACGCGGACCGCGUGUUGAUAGCGCUGGGCAAGAAGUUCGGCUGCGAUGCCCGAGGUGACGGCCGGGAACUGUUGGCCCGUGCCACCCAGCUCGGGAUGACGGUGAUCGGAGUGAGCUUCCACGUCGGGUGCGGCAGUCUGGAUGCCGACUGUUUCUACCGUGCCAUCGAGUCCACCCGGACCCUGUUCGACUACGCUGGGUCCAAGCUGGGUCUUCGGUUACACCUUCUGGACAUCGGUGGAGGGUUUCCGGGUGACACCAACAAACCGAUCGAUCUGUACGCCGAAGCGGUCCAGAGUGCUUUACAGAACUUCUUUCCCAACGACGAGGAGGUCAAUGUAAUUGCGGAACCCGGCCGCUACUAUGUCGGUUCCGCCGUAACGCUGCUAACUACGGUCCAGGGCAAGAAGGUGAUCCGCAGUGGGUCUUCGUGUGACGGUGGUGGUGGAAUCGAGCAAAUUAUGUACUACAUCAAUGACGGAGUGUUUGGAACGCUGUUCGAUUGGGUGAGCUUGCGGGCGAUAAACGAUUUGGCUCGGGCGCUGCCCGUGAUACGGAACGAGCGCCGACAGGAACGCACCUACCGGACCACCAUCUGGGGACCGACGUGCGACUCGACCGACAUCGUGUGCGAGGACGUCCCGUUUCCCGAGCACCAGAUCGGAGACUACAUUCUGUUCGAGAACCUAGGUGCCUACGGUAUGACAUUUGCCACCAACUUCAACGGUUUCCCGAAGCCCACCGUCCAGGUCUACGUCACCGAGCACACUUGGAAGAUGCUCCACGAGAUCAGUGACACAAAUUGGAAGCAAAAAACGCUCACUUUCUUCGACCAGCGGACCACUAGCGACGGCCCGACUAGCGAUGGUGUCUAGUGUUGUGCAGUUUUUUUAAUGCCAAAUAAAAGU